Lathyrus oleraceus (garden pea) is the source of this 498-nucleotide messenger RNA. RefSeq lists its product as uncharacterized. Lineage: Eukaryota; Viridiplantae; Streptophyta; Magnoliopsida; Fabales; Fabaceae. The transcript has 2 exons. The record is from RefSeq and is a predicted model, not a curated record. The coding region runs from base 1 to 498 and encodes 165 amino acids.
AUGCCUUCGUAUGAUAAGUUUCUGAAAGAUAUUUUAACAAACAAAAGGAAACUCGGUGAUGGCAGAGCUAGUGUUAGUUUUAUUCCUCUUUCCAUCUACGAGAGGCUCUAUUUAGGAGAUUUGAAACCAACAAAGAUGUCCUUUCAGCUGGCUGACCGAUCAGUAAAAUACCCAGUAAGAAUAGUAGAAGACAUCCUAGUAAGAAUCAGCCAGAUGUAUAUUCCUAAUUUUUUAGUGAUGGACAUUAUAAAAAACUCUCAUAUCAUGAUCUUGUUAGGUAGACCUUUCUUAGCUACUUCCGGUGCUAUAAUAGAUGUAAAGAGAGCAAAGCUUACCUUCGAUGACACAUGUUGCUUUGUAGACAUAAUAGACAAGUGCUUAAAGGAGUUGUUGUUAGAAGCACUACCGACUAUAGAGUUAGUUGUGUCUCCGACACCAACAACAGAACUAAAGGAAGACGAGGUUGGGAUUUAUUUAGAUGAAGGUUUAGAAGAAUGA